AUGAAAUUCGUUUUUUUUAUCCUUGCUAUUCUACUUGGUUUGGCGCCUAUCACCACGAGCAUUAGCUGCUAUUAUUGCUUGGGUUGUGAUGCCAAUACUGCCUUGAGCUCGGAUGGUGUUACAACAUAUAAUUUGUGCAUAACAUAUUAUAGCAACGGCGUCUGGUAUCGCAGUGGUGUACCUAUCUACCAGAGCUGUUCAGCAUACAUUGCAACCACGACAAACUUGGGUGUCACCAAUGUGAACUGUUGCACAACAAACUUGUGCAAUGGGGUUAAAACGAGAGCAGGCAGUCUCGUUUUGACUCUUGGAAUAGCGAUUUUCUCCAUCAUUGGGUUUUUAUAA
Molecule: messenger RNA, 345 nt
Organism: Rotaria socialis
Lineage: Eukaryota; Metazoa; Rotifera; Eurotatoria; Philodinida; Philodinidae
Source: the annotation of a GenBank genome assembly